This is a messenger RNA of Malassezia japonica, 714 nucleotides long. RefSeq lists its product as uncharacterized. The coding region runs from base 1 to 714 and encodes 237 amino acids. NCBI's taxonomy places the organism in Eukaryota, Fungi, Basidiomycota, Malasseziomycetes, Malasseziales, Malasseziaceae. The record is from RefSeq and is a predicted model, not a curated record. The transcript has a single exon.
AUGCGGGGGCCGAAGCCAGGACCAGAGGGCGGCGUGCGCGUUCCCCCGGCGCUCCCGGCGGCGCUGCGCAAACACCAGCGCUUUUUGAUUACAGAGCUGCGCAAGGUUUCAACAGAAACGCAUACGCUGCACCGCCUAUGGUACAAGAACCAGGCACAACUGCGGCACAUGACCUGGUGGCGACGCGUCCGGCCCGUGCGCCAGCUCGGCUGCCGCAUCGCGACAGGGCCGCUGCGCGGGAGUGUGCCGCGCGCAGGAAGCAUGGGCUCGUCGCGUGGUGACGCGACCGAGUCGGCGUACGUCGCGCUGGACGACGACGUGCAGGUGCUCGGCACUGAGCUGCUCCUUGCCCUCGCGCAGGCGUACACGUCGCUGUGGGGCGAAGAGGCCAGUACAUGGGAGAGCCUGCCGCGCUUUAGCACGCCGCCGACGCAUGCGGUAAAAAAGGGGCCGUUUGUGCGUGCGCUGCGCAGGGCGCGUGCGCUAAAAGAGGCAGUCGAGGAGCUCGAGCGGCGAUGCCGUGCGUGCUUCGUCGCGAUCGAGGAGCAUCUGAAUACCCCACCCGCCCCGAUGCACGCUGCGAUCUCCAUGACACUAAUGAGCAUCUGCGCGCACCUCGCAGCUGUCGCCCAUGCGAUGCUGCAGGGCGACGGAAACGAAUCGCUCGCUCGGCUCUGCAGCCUGCUUGCUAGUCCAAACAAGGUAGAACGGUAG